GCAUAGUACCAGACAUAUGUCAGGAUUUGAUCAUCUUGUAAUUCUACGAAUGGCCUGAUGGGGGCAGCUCUAGGCUUUGGAUUCGUUAGACUACCGGAAAUCCAACAGAAGAAGAAAGAGCUGCUGGAGUAAUAUGGCGCCCGGCACCUACUAAACGUUGUUGCCCCGCUCUUUUUACUCGGAAGUUGAUUUAUCAUACAGCAAAAAGUCACCGUCAGUGUUUCUUUGCGUGUCCAGUCUUUCUCUCCAGAAAAAAACCGCUUUUAGCUCGUUUUUUAUUUUAACUUUGUCUCAAACGACACCGUCGCCUAUAGCACGGAAAUGUCCGAAGUGGAAGUAAUAAAGCUGCUGGUGAAUCAGCGGCUGACUGCAGUGGCUGAAGAGAUAGUGGGACUGUUUGAGAAAACCUUUGCAGAGUACCGAGACAAUGUGGCUCGCUUGGUGGAGGAAACAGAGCGACAGCGCAGGCUGCUGGAAUCCGUAAAAACCCCGGGAGCUCCCUCACCACACACAGAAUCCUUGGUCGAGGAAACAGAGCGACAGCACAGGCUGCUGGAAUCUGUAAAAACCCCGGGAGCUCCCUCACCACACACAGAAUCCCAGCCGGCGUUGGAAAUAGACACAGCACCGAAACAACAAACUUUGGGAGUGAGCUUGAACCAUGAGCACAUAGGUGCUCGCUACAUCAAAGAGGAACAGGAAGAAAUGUGGAGUAGCCAUGAGGGAGAGCAACUUCAAGGAGUGGAGACGUUCUCUUUUGGCUUUAUCCCUUUAAAGACUGAGAGCCGAGAGGAGCCGGAGGUCAGCUCUCCAUACCUUGUGAAAUUGUUACGUGGAGACUAUCAGUCGCAGCAGAAGUGUAAUGAAGAGGUUCCGUCUCAGGAGCACAAGUGGAGACCUGCUCUGAAAGAGGAGCCUGAAUGCUCACAAACUGAAGUUGAACAGGAGGAACUCAGGAGAAGCCAGAGAGAGACACGUAUAGGACUGGGAGAGAAUUCAGUCACAGAGUUGCCAUUCAUUGCUGUAAAGAGGGAGGCUGAUGAAGAGGAAGCUUUGUCAGCUCAGCUUCACAACAACGCAGAGUCUUCAGACUGCCAGUCCACUGAACAUAUGCAAGUAGAGAGUGAUGGUGACGACAGUGGAGGAGCAGAACCACUGACCGAAGCAGCUAGUGACAAGACUUCCGACUCUUCAGACAGUGAGACUGAAGACAGCGAUGAUGACUGGAAAAGAAUAAAUACAAAGCAGUCCCAUUUUAAAGUAAUGAUAGGUAAUAGAGUUGCUAACUCACAACCUGUCCAGACAUUAGAUCCAAAUCCAGUUAGUGAUGAGAAGACUUCUGAUUCAUCUGAAACUGAGACUGAGGACAGUGAUAAUGAUUUGAUGGAUAGCGAUAAAUCUAAGAAAGGUUCAACUAGUGUUACAUUUAAACAUGCUCUUGUUGCAAGUUCUUCAAAAAUGCAUACUGAGAAGAAAUCUAACUGUAGGCAGCAACUGAAUAAUCACACAGGUACACAAACAGCACAGAUUUCUAUCCAGGGUUCACAACUUGUUCUUCACAAAGCAAACUCAGGUAUGAGAACCAGUUCUACAGAACGACUUUUAAGCAACUCCAAGAAACGUGAAGAAAGUGCAUCUCCGAAGGCACAGAACACCAAGGACAAAUGCUUCACAUGUUCAAGUUGUAAUAAAAGUUUCCAAAGGAAAACACACCUGAUUCAACAUAUGAAAAUGCAUAAAGAGAAUCCUAACAUUAGUGGUGUAAACAAGCCAGUGUAGUAUCCAGGAAUGGCUUGUUUCAUUUUGUCCUUUUGUUAUCCAGGAACACUGUUAACCUUUUUCUUACUGUUAAGUGAAUGGCAUUCCAGCUAAUGAUAACCAACUAUCUACAGAAUUUUCAGAAAUAAAAUAUUUUUUUAUUUUUGUUUUUUUAAUGGACCCAAAGGUCAAUAAAAUGUAAAAAAUGUUACAAAGACAAAUGCAAAGCUACUGGUACUUUUUUUGUAAUCGCUGAGGCUGCAAAACCUGCCCAUUCAAUUGCUCAUUAGGAAGUUCACUCUGUUCUUAAGCUCGUCUGCACAGAGGACCAAUGAGCUUAUUCCAUGUUUUGUUCUUUUUUUUCUUUUUUUUUUGUACAUCUUCUGUCUAAAUUAAAUGUGUCAAAAGUUUGUGAGUAGUUCAAAUAGAAUAGACACCAGUCAUUUUACUAGGUACUGCUGUUCAACUGCUUCCUAACAUAAAUGUUAGCCACUGCUUUCUUUACAUUCUUUUAAUGCUUGUUUGUUGAAAAUGCUUUCUGGACUAGGGCACCGCUGAAGUUCAAAUUGAGAAUCAGAGUCGGGGGGGGGACUUUUCCAGGCAAAAAUGCCUGUGACGUCAGAGAACAAUGGCCAGUUUUAAUUUGACUGGAAAGUAACAGAAAAUCAAACACUUCGAAUAAAGGUAUGGAGAAGAGCAUAUCUGGAUGCACUACACAUCCAACCUUGAAGCAGAUGGGCUACAGCUGCAAAAGACCACAACACGUACCACUCCUAUCAACCAGAAACGAGAAACCGUGGCUACAGGAUUUAAAAAAGCGGACAAUAAAAGUUUGGAAAACAUUGCCUGGUCUGAUGAAUCUCAAUAUCUGCAAGGUGUAUGUAAUAAAGCGUCAAGAGUAUUUGCCCAUUAGAUAGAUGGUAGCUCUUUUACAGGAUGGUAUCACUUUGCUGAAAUGGUUUGGGUCCACUUGUCAUUUGACACAUUUAACAUUACUAUAGUUUUGUACUGACCUUUUUAUUUUGUAGUGAUAAUCUUUAUCCUAUGCGAAAACAUUAUUCUCCAGA
This is a messenger RNA of Pundamilia nyererei, 2825 nucleotides long. Its product is annotated as lisH domain-containing protein C1711.05. The record is from RefSeq and is a predicted model, not a curated record. The coding region runs from base 322 to 1779 and encodes 485 amino acids. Lineage: Eukaryota; Metazoa; Chordata; Actinopteri; Cichliformes; Cichlidae. The transcript is spliced from 4 exons.